GUGAAGGACACGUAAUUGAAAACCUCAGAUUUCUCAAUUAAGAGGCUUUUUAUUUUUGACGACAGAGUAAGAAAACAAAGAGAAGAAGAUGACGACUCGAAUAACUCCUGGUGUAGGAGCUAAUCUUCUCGGCCAACACGCCACUGAAAGGAACCAAGACGCCACCAUCUACGUCGGGAAUCUCAGUCCUCAGCUUUCUGAAGAUUUGCUUUUGGAAUUGUUCGUACAAGCCGGACCAGUUGUUAGCGUCUUUAUUCCAAAAGAUAAAGUGACAAAUCUUCAACAAACAUUUGGAUUUGUUCAAUUCCGUAAUGAGGAAGAUGCUGACUAUGCAAUUAAGGUUUUUAACAUGAUUAAGCUCUAUGGGGAGCCUAUACGUGUUAAAAAGGCAUCUCAAGAUAAGAAGAGCUUGGAUGUUGGUGCUAACCUUUUUAUUGGAAACCUUGAUCCUGAUGUUGAUGAAAAGAUGUUGUAUGAUACUUUUAGCGCGUUUGGUAUGGUUGCUGAUCAUCCUAAGAUAAUGCGAGAUCCCGAUACUGGAAACCCACGAGGUUUCGGUUUCAUUAGCUAUGACUCUUUUGAGGCAUCUGAUGCUGCUAUUGAGGCAAUGAGUGGACAAUAUCUGAGUAAUCGUCAAAUAACAGUCUCUUAUGCAUACAAGAAAGACACCAAAGGAGAGCGCCACGGUACUCAAGCAGAGAGGCUUUUGGCUGCUACAAAUCCAAGUUCCCAAAGAAGCAGACCCCAUACGCUAUUCGCAAGUGGCCCGGCCUCUACGCAUCUUAAUGCUCCUAAAGUUAACGGUCUACCACGUCCGUUCGCUAAUGGAGGUAUGCAACCUGUCCUGACCCCGGCUCCACAUCCACCACCACCACAAGUGUAUCAAACUCAGCCACCAUCUUGGCCUUCUCAGCCACAACAACAACAACAUGGCUUAGUGGUUCCACCACCGCCCAUGCAAUUCCGUCCGCCUCAAGGGAUGCAGCCGCAACAACCACCACCUCCUCAGUUUCAUCACCACCAACAAGGUUUCGGUGGUCCGAGGCCGCCACCACCAUAUCAAGCCAUGGGAAUGCACCAACAUGGCUGGCCACCGCAACAUAUACAGCAAGGUGUACCACCACCACAACAACUGCCUAUGCACCAUCAUCAUCACAUGUCUAUACCUCCACCACCACCACCACACCAAGGUUGAUGAAUUUUGAUCAUCUUUUGAGUCUUGGACGAAAUCAUUAAAUAAAUUCUUUCUUCCAUGACAAGUAAUCACAAGGAUUUUCUCACUUCAAUUUUAGAUACAGAGAAACAUCCCAUAUCCAAACAAAAGUUACAAGAGACUAGAGAGAGUGAUGUUCCGUUAUCAGAGAGUGUAGAAAAUUACUGCCCAUGCAUGUCUUGUUUUUUUAGUGAUGUUCUUGUUUGUGUUGCAGAAUCUCUGAUGUCGUUAAAUUAAAGUUUAAUCUGAGCU
Arabidopsis arenosa is the source of this 1465-nucleotide messenger RNA. NCBI's taxonomy places the organism in Eukaryota, Viridiplantae, Streptophyta, Magnoliopsida, Brassicales, Brassicaceae. The record is from the annotation of a GenBank genome assembly.